CCAGGUGAACAUAUCCUUCGAGAAGCGUUAGUUAAAUGGAUUGCAAUGGAUUGCCUUCCAUUUAUUUUCAUUGAAUUGGAAAGCUUCUGUGAGCUGGUUGAAGUAAUUAGAAAAUUAGAAGGAAACGUUAUGAUUCCCUUAGCCAGAACAAUAAAAC
Messenger RNA from Racocetra persica, 157 nucleotides. NCBI's taxonomy places the organism in Eukaryota, Fungi, Glomeromycota, Glomeromycetes, Diversisporales, Gigasporaceae. The record is from the annotation of a GenBank genome assembly.